AUGGACGAGCUCGAGGCGGCAUGUGCGACGCUCGAGCUUGGACCGAAUGAUACGGCGUUUACAGCGGUGCCGCUCUCGCAGCGGACGCGGCAGGGCCUGAAACGCGCGGGCUUCAUCGACAUGACGCCGAUCCAGCGCGCAUCCCUGCCGGCAUCCCUGCGCGGCCGCGAUGUGCUGGGCAUGGCACGCACGGGGUCGGGCAAGACGCUUGCCUUCCUUUUGCCCGUCCUGGAGCGCCUGUACCGCCAAAAGUGGUCGAGCCACGAUGGGCUGGGUGCGCUCAUUGUGUCGCCGACGCGCGAACUCGCGAUGCAGAUCUUUGAUGUGCUGCGCAGUAUCGGGGGGGCGCACACAUUCUCGGCGGGUCUCGUGAUUGGCGGCAAGGACCUGAAGCACGAGCAGGACCGGCUCAGCCGGAUGAACAUUCUCGUGGCGACGCCCGGCCGCCUGCUGCAGCACUUGGACCAGACGGUGGGCUUUGAUGCGACCAACUUGCAGGUGCUCGUGCUGGACGAGGCGGACCGCCUCCUGGAUAUGGGCUUUGCCAAUACGCUGAAUGCGAUCGUGGAGCACCUGCCGCGCUUGCGGCAGACGCUCCUCUUCUCGGCGACGCAGACGAAGCGCGUGCAGGACCUGGCGCGCCUGAGCCUGCGCGAUCCUGAGCACAUUGCCGUGCAGGACGACACGGAGGCGCGCACGCCGCAGCACCUGGAGCAAUUCUACAUGACGGUGCCGCUGCCCGAGAAGCUCGAUAUGCUCUUCUCGUUCCUGCGCUCGCACACACAGUCCAAGGUGCUUGUGUUUAUGAGCUCGUGCCGUCAGGUGCAGUUCGCGCACGAGGUCUUCUGCCGCCUGCGCCCUGGUCUGCCGCUCAUGGCUCUGCACGGCAAGCAGAAGCAGACACGGCGCCUCAAGAUCUUCACCGACUACAGCCGCAGCAAGCACGCCGCGCUCUUCGCUACGGACAUUGCUGCGCGUGGCCUCGACUUUCCUGCCGUCGACUGGGUGGUGCAGGUCGAUGCGCCGGACAGUGCCGAGACGUAUAUCCACCGUGUUGGGCGCACUGCGCGGUACCACGCGCACGGCAAGGCGCUCCUCUUUCUGCUGCCGAGUGAAGAGGCGGGCCUGCUGGGUGCACUGGAGCGAGCCGACAUUCCCAUCACGGAUAUCCAGGCGCGCAGUGCCAAGGUACAGCGGAUCUCGCCGCAGCUGCAGUCGUUCCUGUUCCAGGACGUGGAGCUGAAACACCUCGCGCAGAAGGCCUUCGUGUCGUACGUGCGCUCUGUGCAUUUGCACAAGGACAAGAACACGUUUGACCUGGCCGCUCUUCCGCUCCCCGAGUACGCAGCGUCACUCGGCCUGCCCGGUGCGCCGAAGAUCAAAUUUCUCCGCGAGGCACAGGCGCAGGCGCAGGCGCGCGCUGCAGCGCUCGCCGCGCAGAGCGAGAGCGACACGGCGUCCGAGCCUGACGAGCCGCCGGCGCCCAAGGCCGUGCGCACGAAGCAUGACCGCCUAUUUCACCGCACGAACCAGACUGUGCUGAGUGACCAGUAUGCGUCGAUGCGCGCAAGUGAUGACGAGGAGGGCUUUGAUGCGGGCGGCGCGAGUGACGACGACGGCGACCUGCUGACACUAGCGCGGGCGGAUCACGACCUGGACGAGCACAACCAGGCGGAGCCGGCGUCGGCGCACCUGUCGAAGCGGCAGCUCUCGCGAGGCCAGAGCAAGAAGGCCAUGGCCGCAGCGGGUCUGCGUGGCUCGGGCGACCGCGUCGUAUUUGAUGACGAGGGCCAGGCGCGUCCGCUGUACGAGCUACAGGACGAGGAGGCGUUCCAUGCGCAGGGCCACGUCCAGGCGCAGAUUGCGCAGCACGAGGCCGAGGCGCGCGCGCGGAUGGCGGAGGCGGAUGUGCGCGACAAGACACUGGCCAAGGAGAAACGCCAAGCCAAGCGCCGCCGGCAAAAGGAGAUGGAGCGCCUCAUCGCGGAGCAGAAUGGCACGCGUGCGCCCUCCACGGCGCAGCUGCCGUCGGACGACGAGGUUGCCUGGGAUGACUUGCCUCUGUUGGACAAUGACGAUGGCAAGGACGACGACGACGAUAACGACGACGAGGCACCCCGCAAGCGUGCGCGGGUAGACGACCUCGAGGCCGAGGCCCUGCGCCUGCUAGGUGCCUAG
This is a messenger RNA of Malassezia sympodialis ATCC 42132, 2178 nucleotides long. It is a transcript of the gene HCA4, whose product is annotated as RNA-dependent ATPase HCA4. Gene Ontology annotation, molecular function: RNA helicase activity; nucleic acid binding; ATP binding. The record is from RefSeq and is a predicted model, not a curated record. Lineage: Eukaryota; Fungi; Basidiomycota; Malasseziomycetes; Malasseziales; Malasseziaceae.